Molecule: messenger RNA, 210 nt
Organism: Protopolystoma xenopodis
Lineage: Eukaryota; Metazoa; Platyhelminthes; Monogenea; Polystomatidea; Polystomatidae
Source: the annotation of a GenBank genome assembly
AUGUGCCCGAAUGCACAAUCGAUGGUUGAGCUAGUUGGGGAGCUUCUGCGUCUUCGAGUCAUUUUCAGACACGAGCCUUCAACUCAAACUGUUCGACUUUGUCCUAAUCAGCAUGCCUGUAUGUGGAACACCAAACGAUCACUGUAUCGUGAAGCUCUCUUCCUAUUACUUGCGGCCCAUGGUCCCGCCGAAGUCGAUAUUGGUAAGUAA